AUGUUUAAGGUGCUAAUUUUGGCCGCAACUACUUUAAUAGCCAGCGCUCAAUAUAAAAAAUUUGUCGGUUCUCCAGCAUAUUAUGGAUAUGCACCUGAAAUAAAAUCACCUAUUUAUGCCACUUAUACUGAUACUAAACCUGUAUAUGAAACAUAUAAGGAAACUCCAUCUCCCUAUUCAUUUGGAUAUACAGUAGACGAUGGUUACGGUAAUAAAAAUCACAAAACUGAAGAAGGAGACGCAUAUGGCAACAAAAAAGGAUCGUAUGGUUAUACAGAUGCUUAUGGAGUAUAUAGAAAAGUUGAUUAUAUAGCCGAUGAACACGGAUUUCGGGCGUCCAUAUCAACCAAUGAACCAGGAGUUGGCUCAGAAAAUCAUUAUGGAUCAACUCUUCAACAGAAAGAGGAGGGAGACUCUCACGGAAACAAAAAAGGUAGCUAUGGUUAUACCGAUGGACACGGAAUUUAUCGUCAGGUAGACUAUGUGGCCGACAAAAACGGUUUCAGAGCAACCAUUAAGACCAAUGAGCCGGGAACCAGUGAUCAAGAUCCGGCUGAUGUUCACAUUGACUCCAGUGCUAGAAAUGAUGACCACUACUCAGCCCCACAAAAAGCACAAUCAUACUCAGCACCGUCCUAUAGCCAGUACGCCAUUCCAUCAUAUGGUCAUCAGGAUAGCUACUCUUCCUAUUCAUUGAAUAGAGACAGUCAUGGAUAUAGCAAUGAUAACGACAACAAGGGAUACGCCAUCAGUGGAAAUGCUGGUUAUGCCAGAAGCCACUCAAUUCCUGCCGUCUAUUACGCAAAGGGCUAUUAA
This is a messenger RNA of Oppia nitens, 816 nucleotides long. RefSeq lists its product as uncharacterized. Bases 1 to 816 code for a protein of 271 amino acids. Gene Ontology annotation, molecular function: structural constituent of chitin-based larval cuticle. The record is from RefSeq and is a predicted model, not a curated record. Gene Ontology annotation, cellular component: chitin-based extracellular matrix. Lineage: Eukaryota; Metazoa; Arthropoda; Arachnida; Sarcoptiformes; Oppiidae. The transcript is spliced from 13 exons.